AUGGAGCCGGCCGAGAAGAAGCCGCCGGUGGUGUCCGACCUCGGCGCCUGGGGGAUGAACGUCGUCAGCUCCGUCGGCCUCAUCAUGGCCAACAAGCAGCUCAUGUCCUCCGCCGGCUACGCCUUCUCCUUCGCCACCACGUUGACCGGGUUCCACUUCACCGUCACGGCGCUCGUCGGGUGGAUUUCCAAGGCCACCGGCUACUCCACCUCCAAGCACGUCCCCCUCUGGGAGCUCGUCUGGUUCUCGCUCGUCGCCAACGCCUCCAUCACCGGGAUGAACCUCAGCCUCAUGCUCAACUCUGUCGGCUUCUAUCAGAUCUCCAAACUGAGCAUGAUUCCGGUGGUUUGCUUGAUGGAAUGGGUGCUCAACAGCAAGCACUACACAACCAAGGUUAUAUCGGCAGUGGUUGUCGUCGCAGCGGGCGUCGGGAUUUGCACCGUCACCGAUGUGGAGGUCAAUGCUAAGGGCUUCAUUUGUGCUUGCGUGGCUGUGUUCUGCACGUCGCUGCAACAGAUUACAAUUGGCUCCUUUCAGAAGAAGUACAACAUUGGGUCAUUUGAGCUGCUGAGCAAAACUGCACCAAUACAGGCAGUGUCACUUAUUAUACUGGGUCCCUUUGUGGAUUACUACCUAAAUGGGCGUUGGCUAUUGAACUACAGUUUUUCAACAGGGGCAACUUUCUUCAUACUGCUUUCAUGCUCCUUGGCUGUGUUCUGCAACAUGAGCCAGUACCUCUGCAUCGGGCGGUUCUCUGCAACCUCUUUCCAGGUCCUGGGCCACAUGAAAACGGUGUGCGUGCUGAUCCUCGGCUGGGUUCUGUUCGACUCGGCUCUCACCAUCAAGAACAUACUCGGGAUGCUGCUUGCCAUCAUGGGCAUGGUGGUCUAUAGCUGGGCCAUGGAGUCUGAGAAGAAGGCCACCUCGGCGAUCCCGCGGAACAAGAGCGACAUGCUGGACGGGGAGGACGUGCCCCUCAAGUCGAGAACGAGCGGCAUUCCGCUGUCCUCGGAACUUGAUGACCUCGAGGAAGGCCCGAUGAAGAGCUAG
Molecule: messenger RNA, 1050 nt
Organism: Triticum turgidum subsp. durum (durum wheat)
Lineage: Eukaryota; Viridiplantae; Streptophyta; Magnoliopsida; Poales; Poaceae
Source: the annotation of a GenBank genome assembly